Messenger RNA from Bombyx mori (domestic silkworm), 2580 nucleotides. It is a transcript of the gene Idi, whose product is annotated as isopentenyl-diphosphate delta isomerase. Lineage: Eukaryota; Metazoa; Arthropoda; Insecta; Lepidoptera; Bombycidae. Gene Ontology annotation, cellular component: cytoplasm. Gene Ontology annotation, molecular function: isopentenyl-diphosphate delta-isomerase activity. The record is from RefSeq and is marked provisional. Gene Ontology annotation, biological process: isopentenyl diphosphate biosynthetic process; isoprenoid biosynthetic process.
AUUAUCUAAAAAGUGAAACUCUUAACUGAACGAAGAUCUCGGGAUACAUUGUUAUUUAUAUUAUAUUGUAAUGUAAAAGUGUAAUUCAGUAAAAUUCAUACAUACGAAAAUGUUGGUCAGAAAGCUAACAAGAUCACUGUGGAGCACCCUAAGAGUCGAGAAAAGAUUUUUGGCUUCAGAACCUGUGAAACCUGCUACUCUAGAUAAGGAUGGUCUGGAAUUAGCCCAGGCAGAAGCUUUAGAUAAAGAUAUUUGCCUGCUAGUUGAUGAAAAGGACAACUUCAUAGGAACGGCUACAAAGAGAGAAUGUCAUAAAGUAGGACCUGAUGGUGAUGUGCUACUCCAUAGAGCAUUCAGUGUUUUCCUCUUCAACAAGAGAGGUGAUAUGUUCCUUCAGAGGAGAUCAAGCCAAAAAGUAACAUAUCCCGAUUACUACACAAAUGCUUGCUGCAGCCAUCCACUGUACAUAGAUGAGAAGCCCGAGGAAAUCAUAACGGCAGCCAGACGUAGGAUGAACCAUGAACUGGGAAUCCCACUAGAUCAGUUGGACCCGGAACUGUUUACGUUCAUGACCCGCGUGCACUAUCACGACCCGGGUGAUGGAGUGUGGGGCGAACACGAGAUCGACCACAUACUGUUCUUCCAAAGCGACGUUAAGGUCAAGCCGAACUCGGACGAGAUCUCGGAGUAUUGUUUCGUGCCCAAAGCAGAGUUUAAUUCGUUCCUUCCAACCUUGGAGGGUCCGAUAACGCCGUGGUUCAACAUGAUCCGCCGCCACCGAUUGAAACUCUGGUGGGACAACUUGCACCGCAUCAAAGAGCUCGCCGAACCGGAGAAAAUACAAAAAUUUGUUGAUAAAAAAUAACGUAAGUCUAAAGUAAAAAUUAUGAGUGUAACAAUGGUAGGUAAGUCGGACACGUGGGUGCCGAGGAAUAUGAAAAAUAGGUUUUCAACUGAACACAUGAAUUUAGUGUUUUAUAAAGUCUUUGUUUCCUCCUUCGAAACUGGACUUUUUUCUCAAUAAUACUUAAACCCUUUGACUGCCAUAUAGAUCACCGGUGCCCUCCGCAGAGAGCUGAAGUAACUAUGUCGAUUUCUGUUACUAAUGCUCCUGGAUUGCCUAAAUUUGCCUUCUUUUGUUUUUAAUGUAUGUUUUUGUCUUUUAGGUCUCUUAGAUUAAUUCUCAGUAUCUUCGUAUUAGUCUUUCCCAGAACUACUAGAUACUCCGAUGCCUUAGUAACAGAAAUCGACAUAAAUACCUUAGUGCGCCACGUAGGGAACUAGUGACUUACACAGCAGUCAAAGCGUUAAGAACCUAACAAAUGUGUUUUCUGAAUGUCUGACAACGGAAAAAAUAUGUGUGGUUUUUGUAUAUUCAGAAAGUUCUGGAAUACUUUUCAAAAAUGUCAAACAGACUUCAUUACGUGUUCUAGUAUCGGUCUAUAGGGAAAUGAGUUGAUUUCAAUAAUUAUAUUAUGUUUGGAAGGAAAACGACACGUCGACACCCGCGUUUCCUACUAAGAGUAAUAAGUAAUAUAGAUUUUGUAUCAGUGUUUUAGCAAGUGUACCCUUUUAAAACAAAAUCUAAUUUAACACCAAUGUACGGGUCCAUUCUAUAUGAGUAGACAAGGUAUGUCAUGUGACCGGGAGGAAAAAGGUUUAUGAAAUGAAAAAAAAACGAUAUUUUCAUUAUUACCGUAGAUUGGAGGUAAUCGGGACCCUUUCCAAAUCCAAUACAAAAUUUUAAAUGUUUUUCUUAGGGUAAUACCAAUAAAAUUGAAUUUAAAAUGGUUCCGAAGACUUAAUUUUUGAUAUACGAUGCGUUAUUAUACAUAGUUCAUUACAAAAUAUACACAAAAAAUGAAAAAACUAGCUUGACCCGAUUCACCUUGGCUUUGGGGUGAAUUAGGUUACGUAUGGGGACAAUAGAGUUUUUCGAUAGGGCUGGCACUAUUUAGUUGUUAGUUGUUGUACCUAACUUUACGUAAUUAACUUUUUUAGUUGUACUUGUCGUAAUUAAAUUUAAUAUCUUUAAUAAAUUACGAAACUUUGAUGACUAAAUUAAUCUAUUACUAAAUAAAACUAAUUUCCAGUUCAACAAAGUUAGAUCUAACAACUCAACAAAAGUAUUGUGACAUCCCAGAUUUGUCCCUAUUCUAACUCUAGUCUCUAUUCCCCCCGAUCUACGGUACUUCUAGUUAUGUUACACCACUAUUUAGGUAUAAUACAUUGUCACAUGUAUACAUAAAUAGUAUGUUAGAAAAAGAAAUGCUGUGGUUGGAUCAUAUAAUAUAGUUGUUUUUUCAACCGUGAGGACUGCAUCCUUGAUAUUUGCAAACACUGACACAAAACCUCGUUUGGGAUGGAUAGUCUGCAGCUGCCCAGAGGCCUUUCCGGUUUCACCAACCUGUCUCGUUUUCUAUUAAUUAUUUAUCUUAUAUAUAGUCUUGUAAACUCUGCAUUUAUUUACUUUGAAUAUUAUAUUAUAGCGAAUAUUGACUAUGUGUUUCUGAGUUUUGUUAUAUUCAAUACAAAAUAAUUCAUGUAAACUAUUUAUAAAUAAAUUGUUAUUCAUUGUAA